AAGCGUUUAUAUAUAUAUAUGUUUAUAUAGAAGAAAAAAAAAGCCUGCCGUUUGGUAUCGAUCCUCAGAUGUUCGCUUCUUCCAGCAACUGACCCUCAUUGAGAAAGAGCUGUCACUCAUCGGCGAAGGGCGGAUCUGUGAAGAAUAAGAGCUGCCAAGGCAAGGACCUGAGAGCAAAACAGAAACCCUCUCGGUGGAGCUGAAGGUCUACCUACCCACCCAGACCCAAAGCUUCACACGUUACUCCCGACGCCAAUGUUGUUACCCACCAUGGGACGCUAUCGCCUUCUCGCUGCCCUGCUCCUCGCUGCCCUGCACCAGGCUUGUACCUCUGGGGUGUUUGAGCUGAAGCUGCAGGAGUUCAGCAAUCGCAAAGGGCUGAGUGGGAAUGUGAAUUGCUGUCGAGGUGGUUCCGCUUCCAACUACGGGCUGCCCUGUGAGUGUAAAACUUUCUUCCGCGUGUGCCUGAAGCACUACCAGGCGAACAUCACCCCUGAGCCGCCAUGUACUUACGGAAGCGCCCUGACCCCGGUGCUGGACCCCGGCUCCUUCUCCAGCCUGGAGUCCGAUGCAUUUAACAACCCCAUCCGAUUCCCCUUCGCAUUCACCUGGCCGGGAACGUUCUCGCUGAUCAUCGAAGCUCUGCACGCAAAUCCCACUGACGACCUUAGCACAGCAGAUAAUCCCGACCGUCUCAUCAGCCGUCUCGCCACUCAGAGGCACCUCGCGGUGGGCGAUCAGUGGACUCAGGACGUUCACAUCAGCGGCAGAACCGAACUCAAGUACUCCUAUCGCUUCGUCUGCGACGAGCACUAUUACGGGGAGGGCUGUUCGGCCUUCUGCCGACCGAGGGACGACGCCUUCGGGCACUUCAGCUGCGCCGAGAAGGGCGAGAAGAUGUGCAACCCGGGCUGGAAGGGCGUGUACUGCACUGACUCAAUCUGUCUUCCCAGUUGUGAUGAGCAACAUGGAUACUGCGACAGACCUGGAGAAUGCAAAUGUAGAGUUGGAUGGCAAGGUCGCUAUUGUGAUGAAUGCAUUCGCUACCCAGGGUGUCUUCAUGGCACAUGUCAACAGCCAUGGGAAUGUAAAUGUCAGGAAGGCUGGGGUGGCCUCUUCUGUAACCAGGACUUGAACUACUGUACUCACCACAAGCCUUGCAAGAAUGGAGCCACAUGCACAAACACUGGUGAAGGAAGCUACACCUGUUCUUGCCGUGUUGGAUUCACUGGUACCAACUGUGAAAUCGAGAUCAAUGAAUGUGAUUCCAACCCCUGCAAAAAUGGCGGAAGCUGCACGGAUCUGGAGAACCGUUACACUUGUACUUGCCCACCUGGGUUCCAUGGUAAAAACUGUGAAUUGAGUGCAAUGACAUGUGCUGAUGGGCCCUGUUUUAAUGGAGGAAGAUGCACAGAUAAAUUGACUGGUGGCUAUAACUGCCUCUGUCCCACGAGCUACUCUGGCUUCAACUGCGAGAAGAAAAUUGAUCACUGCAGUUCAAACCCAUGCACUAAUGGUGCUCAAUGUCUGGAUGUUGGGAACUCCUAUCUAUGCCAAUGCCAUGCUGGCUUUACAGGAAGAAACUGUGAUGUUGAUGCUGAUGACUGUGUAAAUUUGCCUUGUCUCAAUGGUGGGGUAUGUCGGGAUGGAAUCAAUGAUUAUACCUGUAACUGCCGCCCAGGAUUUAGUGGCAAGAAUUGCAGUGCAUCAGCCAACUUGUGUGAAAACAACCCUUGUCACAAUGGUGCGACUUGCCACAAGAGAAAUAAUCACUACGCCUGCCAGUGUGCACGUGGAUAUGGUGGCAUUAACUGCGAGUUCCUGCUUCCUGACUCACCUCAAACUGUUAUUGUGGACGUACCGGACAGCAAGGGACAAUUCCCGUGGGUUGCAGUGUGUGCUGGAAUUAUUCUAGUUCUCAUGCUUCUGUUGGGAUGUGCAGCAAUUGUGGUCGGUGUUCGAGUUAAAAGACAGAAGAGCCGUCACCAGCCUGACAUCUCCAAGAGUGAAAUGGAGACCAUGAACAACCUUACUGACUGCCAUCGUGAAAAAGACAUCUCCAUUAGUAUCAUCACUGCCACGCAAAUCAAAAACACAAAUAAGAAAGUGGACUUGCAAUGUGACAGCCCUGCAGAGAAAAAUGGUUAUAAGGUUAAAUACCCUUCAGUGGAUUACAAUCUGGUGCAUGAGCUAAAGAAUGAAGACUUUCUCAAAGAUGAAAGGAAUGAUGCCAGUGAUCCAGAUGUGGAGGCCAAAAGUGCUGUACAGCAUAAUGGAGAACCAUCGGAAAGAAAACGACCAGAAUCCACAUACUCUAAUUCAAAAGCCACAAAGUAUCAGUCGGUGUAUGUCAUAUCUGAAGAGAAGGAUGAAUGUAUAAUAGCAACUGAGGUGUAAAAUGGAAGUGCCAUGGUGAUGUGGUUCUCUUGCUGAGGAAAUUCGUUCCAGUAAUUGCUGCUCAGAAAAGUGAUUGAAAUUAAACUGGUUCUCGACAAGAAAACACAAAGGGUGGACGGUAGGCCAGGACCUGUGCUAACGGAUGCCUGUUGCACUGCCUUUGAUGGCUCUCUUUAUCCAUUGCACUAUGGACAAACAGUUGCUUCCUGUAUUCUGUACAUGGGCUCGAUGCCUAAAUUGAAAGCCUGCACUGCCUUGAGUGUAAAUCAGGAGUUGUACGAGAAGCUGUUCUUGAGAUGCAAGCUGCCUCUGAUGUAUUCUUAUACUGGAGAUGCAAACACUGCCUCUGAUGCCUUUUUUUUUUGGACACUGAAAUAUUUUCUAAUGGGUCAGAAAAAAGAUUUCAAACUCUGAAAUAUUUUUCAAAAUAUUUGCAGUUGGCAGUUCUUGAAGUUCAUUUGCAUAAUUUAAUUUCUGGUAAAUAUGUAAAAAAGGCACUUCAGUUCCAUGUCUAUUUUGUACAUAAUCGUAUUUAUAGAAAGACAAGUGGAAAAUUAUUGGAGUUGUUUGUAUUACUGUUUUGUUACUGAAGAAAGUUGUUUUAUAAAUAUUUUUUCUAAAUAAAAUGAAAUGAAGUUUCU
Callorhinchus milii (elephant shark) is the source of this 3038-nucleotide messenger RNA. It is a transcript of the gene dld, whose product is annotated as deltaD. Lineage: Eukaryota; Metazoa; Chordata; Chondrichthyes; Chimaeriformes; Callorhinchidae. Bases 256 to 2397 code for a protein of 713 amino acids. The transcript has 11 exons. Gene Ontology annotation, biological process: cell communication; establishment or maintenance of epithelial cell apical/basal polarity; multicellular organism development. Gene Ontology annotation, cellular component: protein-containing complex; plasma membrane. Gene Ontology annotation, molecular function: calcium ion binding; Notch binding. The record is from RefSeq and is a predicted model, not a curated record.